Molecule: messenger RNA, 3951 nt
Organism: Anolis carolinensis (green anole)
Lineage: Eukaryota; Metazoa; Chordata; Lepidosauria; Squamata; Anolidae
Gene: aldh16a1
Product: aldehyde dehydrogenase 16 family member A1
Exons: 18
Coding region: 119-3685 (1188 amino acids)
Molecular function (GO): oxidoreductase activity, acting on the aldehyde or oxo group of donors, NAD or NADP as acceptor
Source: RefSeq, a predicted model, not a curated record
UUUUACUCCGCCUCGCUCUGUCUGCUGGGUUCAGAAGGGGGGUGCAUCCCAGCGUUCACCGGGGUUAGGCUAGGCUUUGGGUGGGGGACCCCUCUUUUCUUUCUUUCUUUCCCCCGGGAUGUCCUUCCCGGGCGCCAAAGCGGGGUCCCACGGGGCCGGGGAUCGCCCCAAAGGGCCCCGGGUCCGGGCGGCGACUUGGAGCCACCGGGAGACGCUGGACUUCCUGGCGCUGUGGGGGGAGGAGGGCAUCCAGGCGCAGCUGAACCGCUGCCACCGCAACGCCGACGUCUACCAGUGGAUCUCGGAGCGGAUGGCCGAGAAGGGCUACUCCCGCGACGAGGACCAGUGCCGCACCAAAGGCAAGGACCUCAAGAAGAGCUACAAGCAGGCCAAGCUGCAGGAGGGGCCGGCCAGGCAGCGGUGCCGCUUCUUCCACGAGCUGGAGGCCAUCCUGGGGGGCGGCAGAGGAGGGAGGAGCGGGACGGCGGCCUCCCAGUGGUGCCAGGUGGUGGUCAAGGAGGAGCAGGAGAGCGACCCCGACCUGGAUCCGGAUCCAGAGAAGGACAGCAGCGACGUGGAGCCUCCGCCCGCCUCCUCCCUCGCUGCCGCCUCUUCCUCCUCCUCUUCUCAAACUGUAGAGCCUCUCCUUCGCCCUCGCGUCAUCAAGGAGGAAACAAGCCCCCCGCCAGAUGAAGGAGAAGGAGAAGAGGGAAAGGACAGAGGCUUCCGAGGAGGUGGAGGGGCUUGCUUCACUUUCCCGGCGGAAGUGACGCGAAGGGAUUGCCUCGGGAUUCCCCAACCCGGAGAGAGGGAGGAGCCUCAACGCGGCGGGGGGCCGGAGCAGGAGGAGGAAGGAGCCCCGCCGGGGAACCCGAGGCCCGCCUUCGGUAGGAAGGCUUUUUCCAGGCCUCGGAGCUUGUUGAGUACACGGGAGAAGUUGGCGCAGCUUCGGAACAGAAGGAAAAGACCAAGAGAUGACCGAUUUGAUGAACUCAUCCGGGACAUACGGACUCAUUUCCGAGAGAGGGAGAGGCUCUUCCAGGGCCUGUGGGAGGAAGAAAAAGCCCAGCGGGAGAAGGACAGGAGGCAUUGGGUGGCUGAGAUAGCCUGGAUCCGGGAGAUGUGGGCCAAAAGUCAGAAGGAAAGAGAGGCGACAGCGGCAGGAGAAGACAAGCAGACGAAUGGGCCUCGUCACAUAGAGGAAGAGAACUUGAACAGGAACCUCUCCAAAAAGAUUGAAGGGAUGACUCCUAAAGACACUGGUGUUCAGGAACCCCUUCUCUUAAAGUCCUGGCUGGAAUCUCAUGGCCAUAGCUUUGGGCAUUUUGUUGAUGGCAAGUGGCUGAAGCCAGAUGGAAGGGAGACCUAUUCCAUUAAGAACCCCACUUCAGGGGAGCUACUGGCCACCACUCUCCAGGGAAGUAGAGAAGAUGUGAAUGCAGCAGUCAAUGCUGCCACAAAAGCCUAUGCAACUUGGACCCAACUACCUGGCUAUGUUCGAGCCCGGCAUUUGUACAAUGUGGCUAGAACCAUCCAGAAACAUCAGCGACUUCUCAGUCUUCUGGAGAGCCUAGACAGUGGGAAGUUAAUCCGGGAAGCCCGUGACACAGACUUGCCUCUGGUGGUCCGGCAUUUCUACCACCACGCAGGCUGGGCCCAGCUGAUGGAUGUCGAGAUGAAGGAUUGGAAGCCCCUUGGUGUUGUUGCUGCUCUCAUCCCUCGGAAUUUUUCUUUGCUGACUCUAACCUGGAAAGUGUGUCCGGCACUGGCUAUGGGAAACACUGUGGUCCUAAAACCUGCCAGCUCCACCCGCCUUGCAGCUCUGUUCCUGGCUGAGGUUUGUUCCCAGGCUGGCCUUCCUCCUGGGGUCCUCAAUGUCAUCACAGGUGACUCGGGGCUGGGAGAGGCCUUGGCUACCCAUCCAGGCAUUGACAAAGUGGCUUUUGCUGGUUCUGCUCAGGUGGGCCGCAGUCUACGCCGAGCCACUGCCGGAACUGGCAAGAAGCUUUCUCUGCAGCUCGGAGGGAAAUUGCCCUUCAUUGUCUUUGAUUCAGCAGAUCUGGAUAGUGCUGUUGAUGGUCUGGUUGAUGCCAUCUGGCUGAACCAGGGACAGGUCCACAGUGCUGGGUCUCAGCUGCUUUUGCAGGAAUCCAUUGCCAAAGACUUCAUUCAACGCUUGAAGCACCGAAUGGGGCAGCUCCGUUUGGGGGACUCCCUGGACAAGGCUGUGGACAUGGUCGCCUUGGCUGAUGAGAAGCAGCGAGAUGCCAUUGAGUGUCUUGUGGAGGCUGCACGGGCUGAAGGCGCCGAGAUCUUCCAGGCCAAAGCAUCUCUUCCAUCAAAUGGCCUGUUCUACCCUCCAACCUUAAUCACAGGUGUGCACACUACCUCUCGCUGCAUUAGGGAAGAGAUCUUUGGACCUGUGCUGGUAUUACUGACCUUCCGGACAGCCAAGGAGGCAUUGGCUUUGGGGAACAGCACCCCUUAUGGGAUGGUUGCCAGCGUGUGGACAGAGACCCUUCCCUUGGCUCUGGAAGUUGCCCGCAGUUUGCAAGUUGGGACUGUCUGGAUCAAUGGCCACAACAUGUUAGAUGCUGCGUCUGCCUUUGGAGGAUACAAGGAAAGUGGCUUUGGUCGGGAUGGAGGCAAAGAGGGGUUGUAUGAAUAUGUGAGACCAAUUUGGGAGAACCGCCCACAACCCUGCACCUUGGACUUGAAGAAUAAAACGUUUGCUACCUCACAAGGGUCUGUGCUCCCUCCAGUUACAGCAGAAAACAGAGUCCCAUGCUCAGUCACACGUGAACCAGAAGGGAAAAUCCCAAGUGUGGACCGAACCUACAAGUUGUACUACGGAGGUGCUCAGAAGAGACCCGACUCCAUGAGUUCCCGGGCCGUCCUUGAUCAUGCUGGCAAAGUUAUAGCAUUUGUGGCUGACGGGAACAUCAAAGACAUCCGUAAUGCUGUGGAAGCGGCUCACAAGGCUGCACCUGGGUGGUCAAAGCAGUCUGCUCAUACCCGGGCCCAGAUCUUAUACUACCUCGCAGAGAAUCUGGAAGUCCGUCGAGCUGAAAUGGCAUCGCAGCUGAAGGUGCUGACAGGUGCCCAGGAAGAAGCAGCCCUGAGAGAGGUGGAUUUGAGUGUGCAGCGACUCUUCUACUGGGCGGCAUAUUCUGACAAAUAUGGUGGGGUUGUGCAGGAGACGUCUUUGUAUGGAGCCUCCCUCCUCUUCCGGGAACCUCUUGGCGUAGUGGGCAUUGCCUGUCCUGAUGAGCAACCACUCCUGUCAUUUGUCAGCUUAUUGGCACCUGCCAUCAUCCGUGGCAACUGUGUGGUCAUAAUCCCCAGUGAGCGGUACCCAUUACUUACCUUGGAUUUCUAUCAGGUACUGGACACCUCUGAUGUCCCUGGCGGAGUGGUGAACAUCAUCUCUGGCAACCGGGAUCAAUUGAGUCGAGGCUUAGCUGAGCACCAAGAUGUGCAAGCUGUAUGGUACUUUGGGUCAAAGGAGGGCUCUGCGCUUGUGGAAUGGGCCUCUGCUGGGAACCUGAAAAGGACUUGGGUGAACUGUGGAGCGGAAGAGCGUUGUUGGGCCAACCCCCAGGAGGGCGCUGGGGAAGAGUUUCUCUACCAGGCCACCCAGUGUAAAAGCGUCUGGAUGCCCAUGGGCGAUAUCUUUGCCAACUGAGUCUCUAAAGCAGGCAUGGGCAAACUUCGGCCCUCCGGGUGUUUUGGACUGUAACUCCCACAAUUCCUAACAGCCUACCGGCUGUUAGGAAUUGUGGGAGUUACAGUCCAAAACACCCGGAGGGCCGAAGUUUGCCCAUGCCUGCUCGAGAGCAGUUAGCUCAAUUGCAAGGCAACCAGUCAAAAUUGAGGUUGGGAAGCAGGGGAAAUAGGGUGUGAAACACUCUUUAAGAAAUAAAGACCAUUUGUUAGAUAUUUUUUCAAAAA